Molecule: messenger RNA, 2628 nt
Organism: Syzygium oleosum
Lineage: Eukaryota; Viridiplantae; Streptophyta; Magnoliopsida; Myrtales; Myrtaceae
Product: protein PSK SIMULATOR 1
Exons: 13
Coding region: 387-2336 (649 amino acids)
Biological process (GO): positive regulation of growth
Source: RefSeq, a predicted model, not a curated record
AGUGCUGGUCUUCCUCCUCCUUCGUCGUCGGUCUGUCGCCAUCCUCGUCAGUCGUCUCGCCGACCAGCGACCUUGCCCCCCCCCCCCCCCCAUAACUUCUGCAAUUCGCCGAAGAGACCCUUCUCGACGCUGCUCUGCUCUCUCUGUUCCGUUGCGAAGCUUGGCGAUUCGGCUCCAUUGGGCUGAGGCUGAGGCUGAGGCUGAGGUGGCGAUCCGCAACCGGUACUGCCCCCGAAAAGAUCAUCUGGGUAUAAAUGCGGAAGCGCAUUGAACUGGAUUCCUGUUUCCUUGAUGGGUCGGGAUAGGUCUUGACCGUGGCCUCUUUGAUCUUGUGAAUACGUCGGUAAUCCAAGUCGAUAGUUGGAAUUGGUGCUUGCUUUCUCCAAAUGGGUGGCAUUUGCUCGCGGGGAUCCAGUGUGGAUAAUGCUCCCAGUGGGAGCCUUGCGAAUGUGGACGGUAGUUCUAGUACCGACUCCAAUGUCCAUCGGUCUGGUGGAAUGCCCAAGAAAGGAAACGACAUUUCGACUCCGGCCUCAGGUGGAGAGGUUGGGGAUGAGGAAUUGCGGGAGCCCUUCUCGGCUUCUGCGGAGAAUGCUCGUUCAUGUAGUUUGAGUUCGGAAGAUCUUUCCGAUGGCAUUCCGCGCUUGUCGAGAGCAUUGUCACAGAAAUCUAGAUCGAACAGGUCUAAGCAAGUGACGGUCGCUAAGGUAUCGGAAGUUGGUACACUUUUAGGAAAAGCUGGAGGGAAGGCGGUAGAAGUUUUAGACACGCUUGGAAGUAGCAUGACGAACCUGAAUCUUAGCAGCGGUUUUACCUCGGGAGUGACUACAAAAGGAAACAAAAUAGCGAUUUUGGCUUUUGAGGUUGCGAAUACAGUUGUAAAGGGUGCUAAUCUUAUGCAAUCCCUCUCGAAGGAUAACAUCAAGCAUUUGAAAGAAGUGGUGCUUCCCUCAGAAGGUGUGCAAAAUCUAAUAGCAAAAGAUAUGGAUAAACUUCUAAGGAUUGCUGCAGCUGACAAAAGAGAGGAGCUGAAAGUUUUCUCCGGAGAGGUGGUUCGAUUUGGAAAUCGUUGUAAAGAUCCUCAGUGGCACAAUUUAGAACGAUAUUUCGAGAAGUUGGAUUCAGAGUUUACAUCCGAAAAGUUAAUGACGGACGAGGCGGAAAGGACGAUGCAGCAUUUGAUGGAUCUAGUUCAGUACACAGCUGAGUUGUAUCAUGACUUGCACGCCUUAGACAGGUUUGAGCAAGAUUAUCAGCGCAAGCUCCAGGAAGAGGAUAACCCGAAUGCUACUCAAAAAGGAGACAGCCUGACGAUAUUGAGGGCAGAGUUGAAGAGCCAGAGGAAGCAUGUAAGAAGUUUGAAGAAAAAGUCGCUUUGGUCAAGGAUUUUGGAAGAGGUAAUGGAGAAGCUUGUUGAUAUAGUUCUUUUCCUACAUUCGGAGAUUCAUGAAGCCUUUGGUACUGCUGAUUCUCAUAAAUCCUCAGGAGGUUCAGCGAGCUGCUCUAAAACGUUGGGUUCUGCUGGUCUUGCUUUACAUUAUGCGAAUGUUAUUGGUCAAAUCGAUACUCUUGUAUCCCGCUCGGGUUCUGUACCUCCUAAUUCAAGAGAGGCUUUAUACCAAGGGCUACCUGCUCAUGUGAAGACAGCAUUGCGCUCAAAGUUACAGUCAUUUCAACGUGUAGAAGAGCUUUCUAUACCACAAAUUAAAGGAGAAAUGGAAAAGACGUUGCAGUGGCUUGCUCCUCUUGCUGCUAAUACUACAAAAGCCCAUCAUGGCUUUGGUUGGGUCGGAGAAUGGGCAAACACGGGGUCCGAUCUGAACCGGAAACCUACUGGCCAGAAUGACUUGCUCCGCAUCGAGACUCUACACCAUGCAGAUAAGGAAAAGACCGAUGUCUACAUCCUUGAGCUGGUGGUGUGGCUUCACUAUCUUGUAAGCCAGGCUAGGGCUUCUAAUGGUGGAUUCAGAUCUCCUGUUAAAUCUCCUAUUCGGUCUCCCAACCAAAGUACAGUCCAGUUACCUAUGCACAGCAAGCCCGUAUCUCCAUCGUCUGCUUUGACAAUCGAAGACCAAGAGAUGCUUCGCGAUGUGAACAAGCGGAAACUGUUGACCCCGGGAAUAAGUAAGAGCCAAGAAUUCGAGACUGCAAAAGUAAGGUUAUGCAAGCAUCAUAGACUGAGUAAAAGCAGUAGUCACUCCCCAACCAGGGAAAGCCAUAAAGAUCCGUUUCCCCUUCUUCGGCGGCCGUCUUCUUUUCCCAUCAUAGAUUUCGAUAUCGACCGGAUCAAAGCACUGGAUGUGAUUGAUCGGGUGGACACUAUUCGAGGCGGUUGACUCUGCCCACCGAAGUAGGCCGAGUCUAGGUUUUUCGCCUCGUGGGUGGUAGGUCCACCGCCUCUCUGUUUUGGGUGCUUUGUCUAUGGCGAAGUCCGCGUCGCUCGAGCUAGUCUGCAGAUGAAGAUUGGAGCCCAAGAAGUUGCUUGCAGCGGUGCAAUGAGCAAUAGUGCUUUUCGGUGUAACCUCGGUGCUGUGGGGAGGUAGCAUUAUAAUUUUGUCAAAUCCCCUGUAUGCACAGAGAGACUACUUUGGUCACUCUGCAAUGUUUCUCAGCUCACGGUUCUGUUUC